This is a messenger RNA of Parastagonospora nodorum SN15, 717 nucleotides long. RefSeq lists its product as hypothetical. The transcript is spliced from 2 exons. The record is from RefSeq and is a predicted model, not a curated record. Bases 1 to 717 code for a protein of 238 amino acids. Lineage: Eukaryota; Fungi; Ascomycota; Dothideomycetes; Pleosporales; Phaeosphaeriaceae.
AUGUGGAUCCGGAGAGUCAACAGCUGGCGGAAGAGGUCAAUGGGCGACGGCAUCGAAGAAAGCACAGACGGAGGAAGCACCGUCAACCCCACGCAGAUCGCUGGGUACGACGACGAGAUGAGCCAGGAAAUCCACAUCCUCUUCAUCAUGGUCCUCCUCACCAUCACCAUCUUCUUCUGCCACUCCCUCAUCCGCCUCUGCAUGUUGAUCCUCAACCCCCAGUCCGCAGAAAGCCGUCCAUCCCUCCCAGACAUGACCAGCGCCGAAGGCUUCCAGCCCGUCCGCCCCAUCCGCGUGCAUCUCGCGCGCGACGAAGAGGCCGGGAACGACAUGGAGCGAGCUGUGGAGAGUGAACUGGAUCUCGAGAAGGACGAGCUCCCACCGCCGCCUCCACCAGCGUACGGUCUCUGGCGCAGCAGUGUGCGCGUAGAUCCAAACUUGCUGCACUGGCAGCGCGUCGAGGGCCAGGAUAAUCGCCGCUCCGUAGCUACCGACUUUACAAACUCGCGCGCGGGCUCGGCGAUUGCGGCUCAGCCUGCUACGGCCGAACCUCGUCCUCCGUCCUAUGUGUCCGAGGAUGGGGUCAGCUACAUCACUGAAGCUGCGCCAAGGUCGACGGUCCGACAGAGUCAUUCGGGCGUGAGUGACAUCCAUCCUGCAUGGAGGCCGGGCUACGCGGUGAGUGAUGUCACAGUGUGGCCCGCCGGAAGAGUCUAG